Molecule: messenger RNA, 4360 nt
Organism: Vollenhovia emeryi
Lineage: Eukaryota; Metazoa; Arthropoda; Insecta; Hymenoptera; Formicidae
Product: protein dachsous-like
Exons: 3
Coding region: 157-3216 (1019 amino acids)
Biological process (GO): homophilic cell-cell adhesion
Cellular component (GO): plasma membrane
Molecular function (GO): calcium ion binding
Source: RefSeq, a predicted model, not a curated record
UUUUUCCGCGAGGACCGCAAAUGCGCUGUUCAUCGACAGUAAACGAGAGAAAUGUAUUUUCGUUCGUUUAUUUAAUAUCGCUGUACAAACGGCACAGACGCAUCUGUUCCGUCAAUCAACGUUGAAGAGGCAUUGCUUUUAAUUUCAGGUACCACCAUGGGAACCGUGUUGACGACCAUCACGGCGAACGACGUUGACAGUUCGCCGGCGUUAACGUAUCGAUUCGGCAACGUGACGAGCCCGGGACCCUUUAGCAUCGACCGCUACGGCGGCAAGGUUGUCCUGCGGAAGCACCUGGACGCCGAGACGCGUUCCGAGUACACUCUUCAGGUGAUCGCCAGCGACGGGAUUCACGAGGCGACGACCGAUCUCAUCGUUCGUGUGACCGAUCUCAACGACAACGCGCCGCGAUUCGAGCAGCCUGUCUACGUGGCCAUCCUUUCGGAAGGGCAAGGCAAGCAGGAAAUUCUGACGGUAAACGCCACGGACGACGACCUUUCGGAGGAGAACAGUCGAGUGCGAUAUCAUCUGCUGCAUCCCGUGAAGGGAUUUUCAGUGGAUCCCGUGACCGGCGUUCUGACUGUUAAUCGUACGGUGAUACCCAGACCGAUACCGAAGGAGAUGGAUCUGGCGAUCGUCGCGGAGGACCACGGCAAACCCGCGGCGUCGUCGAUGUGCUUGGUUGUCGUGCGGCUUAGCAAUCUGAAGAGCACCCUACCUGGGCGAGAGUACAAGAUCAUGGUGAAGGAAAAUUUGCCGAGGGGUACGACGCUGAUGAAGCUCUCCGACGUGGAGCUGCUGGGCGGCGGCAUCGUUGCGGGCGAUGAUAGGACAUUCGAGAUAGCCAGAGAUCGGCUGGUCCUCUCGAAAACGCUCGAUCGCGAGACGCGAGACCGGUAUGUACUGCAGUUGGGCAGCGAGAUCGAAAACACGACGAUAGGCUCGCUGGUGGGAGACGAGCCGGUAAUAGUAAAGAUCAUCGUGGAGGAUGUCAACGAUAAUUAUCCGCACUUUCUCGAAGAGCUCUAUCAAGUAUCCAUCAAGGAAGACGCCCCGCACGGAACGACCGUUGCUAUCCUGCACGCCAAGGACGACGACCUGGCUAGUAGCGCGGCGGCCACGUUGGUGUACGACAUCACUUCAGGAAACGACGGCGGUCUCUUCCGCGUCGAAAGGACAACCGGCGCGGUCUUAGUGAACUCCACGCUCGACUGCGACCUCGAGCGCGAGGUCUACAAUCUCGUGGUGAUGGUCUGCGACAGCGAUCCAGUCUCGCCUCUUUGCGCGCUCGCCAAACUUCGCGUUCGUCUGGAAGACGUCAACGACAACUCGCCCAAGUUCCCGGUUUCCGAGUAUCUCGAGUUCGUCGGUGAGAACGAGCCGAUCGGCACGACCGUCUUCUCUGCGCGCGCCUCGGAUCUGGAUCGCGGCAUCUUCGGGUCGUUGAAUUACUCCAUUGUUUCCGCCGCUGCCAGCGGAUUCUCCGACAUUGACGACAGCUGGAAGCUGUUUGCGGUUGACGCGACGGGCACCGUUAUCACUCGCGCCGUAUUUGACUACGAGCAACGGAAUCGGUACGCUUUUACAUUGCGCGCCACGGAUGCGGGCGAACGUGCCGCGGCGGUGCGUGUCAGAGUGGAGAUUGACUCGAGAGACGAAUUCUUUCCGCAGUUCACCGAAAGGAUGUACCGAUUCAGAAUAAGGAGCAGUGCUCAGAUGUUGCCGGGCGCAGUAAUUGGUCACGUGACGGCGACCGAUCGCGACAAGGGGCCGGAUGGCCGGGUCGUGUAUCAGUUAACGUCCCAGCAUCCUUAUUUUAAACUGAAUCGCACGACCGGUGCGUUGAUCGUGAAGCAGAAACUAAUGCACAUUGAUAUGGACGAGUCGUCCAGAUUAGUAAUCAGCGCGAGUUCAGGCAGGCAGGGUUCUCUGUCUAACAUGACGGUAGUAGAAAUCACGCUGAUGGACGACAACGAGCUGAACGGAGCUAGAGGAGCUACCGCUCUGGCGACGCCGGCGGACAUCGGUUCGAACAUGGCCGUGGCCACCUCGGGCGGCCUGGCCGAUUGGGUCCUGGGUCUGUUGAUCGCUCUCCUCCUUCUUAUUCUCGCGUUUGGUGCCAUCUUCCUCUACCUUCACAUUCGUAAUCGUCGUCACAAAAAACCCGGCACGAAACCGGGUCUGAACGGCGAGAGCAACGCUACCGCGUCAAACAGCUACGUGGACCCGAGCGCGUUCGAUACGAUCCCGAUCAGAAGCAUGACCGGAGUCGGAGCGAGCGGAAACGGCAGUUCCGCGAGUGCCGGGGGAGCGGGCGGCGGCGCAUCCUGCCAGUUUGCCCCGCCAAAGUACGACGAGAUACCUCCUUACGGAACGUCCAGUCAAUCCGGGCAACAGCAAGCUACAUCUGAGCUUUCCGGGAGCGAUCAGUCGGGCUCUUCUGGCAGGGGCUCCGCCGAGGACGACGGAGACGACGAGGAGAUCAGAAUGAUUAACGAGGGCCAGCAGACUGGCGAUUCCGCGAGCGAUCUCUCGGUUCACAAUACUCAGGAAUAUUUAGCUAGAUUGGGCAUCGUGGAUCCUCCAGCCGGCACGCCACGGAGACCUCCCGAAGCUCUGCCCCUGGACAGUUUGCAUCUGUUUGAGGAUGAGGCGAGCACAGAGGCGGACAUAGCGACGCUGAUCUACGGUAAGAUCGGGGAAACCGGACGAGCCACUUCUGGCUUAGAAGUACCAGGUGGACCAUCGAUGAACGGUUCCCUGAGCUCCAUCGUGUACAGCGAGGAGGAGCUCACUGGCUCGUACAAUUGGGACUACCUGUUAGACUGGGGACCCCAGUAUCAACCGCUGGCUCAUGUAUUUAGCGAAAUUGCUAGGCUAAAGGACGACGCGGCCAGCGUUCAGAGUGGAAAUUCUGGUAGUAGCGGCAAGACCAAGUCUGUACAUAAAGCACCACCGCCGCCCUUGCUCACGUCCGUCGCCCCAAGGUCGUUGGCAGCGCCGGCGCUAGCGAGAGGGAUUCUACCGAGGUCGCCGAUCAGUCAUGACGCCUCCACCUUUCCCUCCGCUGCGCUGAGUCCAAGUUUCUCACCCUCAUUAUCACCCUUAGCCACAAGAAGUCCCAGCAUCAGCCCGCUCGUGCCACCAGCCACCCAGAGAUCCAGUCAAAGUGCCAACCGAGGGAUUCCUGUAGCCGAUGGCGAACUGAGGAUUUGAGGAUAUCCCGAGUAAUCCGGCGUAUUUUGUGUACAAGUUUUAAUGUUAAUCCAGUGAUGACUCGCCGGGAAAGCGAUAAGACAAUGCAAUGCCUCGUAUAAUGCGAAUAAUAUUUCUGUUAAUAUGCGUUGUUGGAUGCGAUUUUAUCAAUGAAAUAUAUGUAUAUUGCUCUCUCGAACUGUGUGAACAACGUGAUCCGCGGGUAUGGUAUUAACAAGUGAUUUUAAUUUAGUAAUUUCAAUUUGUUCGGCCAUCGAAAAUCAUGGCCGAAUUGUUCUCCCUGUCACGCGCAAGCGCUACCUUCCCGCGAUUGAUUGUUAAUUAUUAACUAAUUAAUUAAAUGUUAACGAAAUGUGAACUUUAUAAAUAAUUUUGGUUUAUCGUGAGGAACGGUACGAGUGAACUGUGAGCGAGCGAGAGAGAGAGAGAGAGAGAAGCGGGAAAGCGGCGAUUGCGCCUUGACAAUUCCGUAUUUGCUAUACGGACGCAUGCUUCGUUCCGAUCGAUAGCUGACUGAAAGCAAGUACUUUCUCAUCGGAAUAUUGUAAAUAUCCGCCAGCGGCCGCGCCGGCGUUUAGUCAUUAAGUAGCAUUGUAAAUAAUAAUCUAUGAAAAUAAACAACGACGUUGUCAUAAUCAAAAAGAUAGACUGUCUCUAUAUAAGCCGGAUGAUCGCGCCGUGUUCAUCGAGUUCAACUCCGCGUGAAUGUGUACAGUAAUCUAAUUUUAUAAUUACCGAAUUGUCGAUACUACGACGAACAUGGCGACAUCACCCGAAUUGAAAACGAAAACGCGCUGCCACGAGCGAACUGAUCAAGACACUGGAUUUCGUGACAGCGCAUCUCUAAAAGCGCCCCUAUAUAAAGUUCGUUGAUUUAAUUGUUAUUUCGUCCCUGUCCCCUGAGCGCGAUCUCGAUGUAACGGGGGAUGGAAUCUCAGCCCGAUACAUAUGCAUACGCACUAAAUAUAUAUAUAUUUUGUAUAUAUAUAUACAAAUAUAUAUCAUAUUUUGUAUAAAUUGUUCUCUGUACAAAGACUCUUCCAAGGGCCUCACUGCGACAUAGGCCUUAAAUAAAUGAAUUUUUUAGGAUAUUGUUAUUUUUCUGCCACAUUGUAACAUCGAAUAAGUAAUUUAAUUGCAUGUU